AUGGACGAUUUAUCAUCUUCAAUUGACCAAUACAAAAAUCAGUUAUCAAUAGUUAAACAAAGUCUCGAGACUUGUAAUAGUCCCGAAGAACGGAAAUCGCUACUCGAUUUAGAGUCAGAACUGCAACAAUUAAUUGAUCUAACACAAGAAAGUAUAGAUGCAUACCAGCAACAGAGUGGGAAAAGCCCUGAGAAUACAGAAAAACAUGAGCUGGAUGAUGAAUAUGCACUCUUCAUGCAAGAAAUGGCACAAAGUGGGGCCUAUGAUAAAAGUGAAGAUGUAGUAGAAAAAUCUACAGAAAAUAGUCAAAAUGACGACAGUGAUAUUGAGGAUGAACUGUCAUCUCUACUUGGUAUGAAAUGUGCUGUAUACCACACACAUUCAUGGGGUGGAAAAAGUUUACAUAAUGCAAUGGUGAGCUCGGUGAUGCCCAGACAAGAAGAAGACCAGUUUGGAGAUUUACAAGUCCGUGUAUUAUUUACCCACCCCACACAUACAGAGAUGUUGCCAUGUCCAUAUUUUUUAAAUGGUGACUGCAAGUUUGAAGAUGAACAAUGUAGAUAUUCCCAUGGUGCUAUUGUACACUUAUCUAGUUUAAAGGAAGCCAUUGAACCUCAAUAUGAUGCCCUGAAAGAGGGAAGUAGAGUUUUAUUGAAAAUCAAAGCACCCGAUAAUGAGGAUAUAACUACCGCAAAUAAGUCCACAGAGAAAUAUCACUUGUGGCACAGAGCUAUAGUAAUAAGUGUAGAUGCAGAAAAAAGAUUAUGCGUAGCCAAGUUAGAACAACGAAUUGCCACUGGAGAGAAAAGAAAAUCAACUGCUGAGGAAUAUCAUGUUCAUUUCGAAGAAGUAUUUCCUUUAAAUAAUGAAGACGAUAGUAGUGAUUCAGAUGAAAGUAUCAGCGAUACAGAAUAUCCUGAAAGUAAAUUAACUCGCGGGGAAUCGAAUCCUGCGCUCAUAGUGGAGAAGAGCUUGCAGAUCAACUCCCCUGCUAUAGGGGAAUGGGAGCGUCAUACUAGAGGCAUAGGAUCCAAGUUGAUGUUAGCCAUGGGCUAUAUAGCUGGCUCUGGUUUGGGGGCCAGCGGGGAUGGGCGCGUGCAGCCAGUUGAAGCCCGUAUGGUACCAGCUGGAAAGUCACUAGACCACUGCAUGGCAAUCUCUGAGCGAAUUAAAGGCCAGGAUCCUUUAAAGGUGGAACAACGAUUAAAACGCCUGCAGAAGAAAGCAGAGGAAAGAAAUAAAAGAGCUUACGAGAGGGAAAAGGAGAAGGAGCGCCGUAACGUCUUCAAUUUCAUUAAUAAAACUCUUGGGGAUGGCGCUGAAACGUCUGAAAACUCAACUGUUUCUAUCUUAGAUGUAAAGCAAAGCACUAGCAAAGAUUUGAAUAUAGAACAGUUUAAACUCGAAGAAGAAUCUAGAAGAGUGGAGAACGAAAUCGUCAAGUUAAAGAAUACACUGAUUAAAUAUCCACCUGGAACUAACGGACACCGGAGUAUCGGACUUCAGAUAUCGGAAAAAAAUAAAGAAUUACUAACUAUAAGGAACAAAGAACAACAAAUAGCAAGAGAAAAGAAGCAUAGGAAGGACAAACAAAAGAUGACGGUUUUCUGA
Leptosia nina is the source of this 1611-nucleotide messenger RNA. The record is from the annotation of a GenBank genome assembly. NCBI's taxonomy places the organism in Eukaryota, Metazoa, Arthropoda, Insecta, Lepidoptera, Pieridae.